AACAACAACAACAACAAUGACAAGAACUCCGGCACCUUGGUCAUCGAAGAGUGCAUCAAGCGUUGCGAAAAGGAUGCCAUCCGCGCCAGUCUCGAGCUGAUGACGCUGAGGGAGUGCUUGGGCGUUACCGUUGAUCGCAGGACUACCGUCGACAACUGCUUGUGGUUCGUUGGUCCCCGCGGCGAGAAGUUGCCGGUUUUGGAUCUGGGUGUUGUUGUUGACCUGACUGGUCUUCUUGGCGAGGGCGGCGAGGGCGAGGGUGUCGAGAGCGCGGUUAGAAACGUCGAGGAGGUUGCUGGUGACGCCGCUGCUCAGUAG
Molecule: messenger RNA, 318 nt
Organism: Sordaria macrospora k-hell
Lineage: Eukaryota; Fungi; Ascomycota; Sordariomycetes; Sordariales; Sordariaceae
Source: the annotation of a RefSeq genome assembly